This is a messenger RNA of Scleropages formosus (Asian bonytongue), 1743 nucleotides long. RefSeq names its product transmembrane protein 26-like. NCBI's taxonomy places the organism in Eukaryota, Metazoa, Chordata, Actinopteri, Osteoglossiformes, Osteoglossidae. The transcript has 6 exons. Bases 89 to 1009 code for a protein of 306 amino acids. The record is from RefSeq and is a predicted model, not a curated record.
UUCAAAAACGUUAGACUAAGUUAGAAUAAUCAAGGCAGCUACUCGUGCAAGAGAAGGAACAACACUCACAGUGUUUUUUGCGGCCAUUAUGAUUUUGCUCAAGUUUAUAUGCGCGAUUAUUACUAGAUUUCUCUUCAUUCUUGUCGCUCUUAUCGGAGUUGUGAGAGUGAUAUGGGUCAAAAAGAAUGUUUUAUACUGGCUUCUCACCCUCCUAUUCCUACCCCUUCUAGUGGAAAUGAUUGUCACGUUAAAAAGAAGGAAGGGCAAAGACUACAAGUGGUUUUCUCCAACCAUCUUGCUCUUCCUCAUCAGCAUCAUUCCAUCCAUAUGGAUCUUGGAGCUGCAUCAUCUGCAGAACAAGUCAAAUGAUCCUCACUGUAAGAAGCUGGAUUCAUUGGAAAAUUUGAAAAGCAUGAUUGUGAAUAAUACCAGAAGGAAUGACACAUUCAAGGGUUUGGAUGACCUGCUUUCUACUGUGUGCAGCAAUGACUGGAUCCUGGCUCUCCACCAGAUCCUACUCAUCUUGCUGAUCGUGGGGAAGUGGCUGCUGCCUAUUGGAGGUGGAGUCACGAAGGAUGAGCUCUCACAGCUCCUACUCAUCUUUGUUGGCACUUCUGCAGACAUACUGGAGUUCACCAGUGAGACGCUCUCGGAUGUCAAAAGGGAAAACCAUCAGAUAGUGUAUGUAAUUCUUGCUGUGUGGACUUGGAGUAUGUUACAGUUCCCUCUUCAUUUUGCAGUGGUAAACUCUAGAUCGGAGGACUCUUGCGAAGGUCAGAGUGGUUCCCUCCUGAAAAGGCACAGCACUGACAUCUGGGGUAUUGUAGAGAGCCUCUUCAUCCAGGAUGGGCCAUUCCUCCUUGUCCGACUGAUAGUCAUGACCUGUCAUGGGAUCUUCCACCAAAUGUUGGUGUUCUUCACCAUCAAGAACUUUCUGGUUGUUAUCUUGAGCUUCUACCGCUUAUAUGUUAUAUGCCUGGACUCCAGGUCAAACACAUUUGGUCCCUGAUGGUGGGGAAGUAAUAAGGGAAAAGGUGAAUUCUAGUACAGUCACGAGACAGUGACAUAUGUGGUCCUAAGGUGAACAGGAAUUUCAAGUAAUUCACAAGAGACCUGUCCUUACCAUUCCAGCAAACAUUAAAAGCCCUCUGUGAGGACUGUGUGAUGGGAAAUUAGUCAUAUAAAAUCCAGUUUUUUGCAAUCACUGUUCAUAUUUCCAGUAAUAAUGACUCAAUUCAUGUCUCCCACUGUUGGCUUUCCAGCAGUACUUGUGAUAAAACAACCAUAUUCAGGCAGCCUGUGCAUAACAAGUAUAAUUUGUUGCUGAAGAUCUGCUUAUAAAGUGAAUUAUGUUAAAAAGAACUCUUCAUUAAAUUAAUUUAAUGGGAAAUGAGAUACUGCGUUCCUGAGCCACAACAGGUUCACCCACUUUUUUACCAAGCACGCAAAAUUCUUGCAUUUUAAAUGUAGAAAAAAAUCUCAAUCGAAACCGGGUCUACUGUCUUUGGACACUUUAAAUCUCAUCUGUUGAAAUUGCUUACACACUCAUUUGCUUUUCUCUACCCAUUAACCCCAUUUCCUUUGUCAUUUAUUUAACUAUUAAUUUCUUUUUUAUUUUGGUGCAACAUGGUGCAACAGGUGCCUCACAAUUCACAGGCUGUGUGGAAUUUACGUUCCUAGAUUUGUACAUUCUGUGGAAUUUACGUGUUUCUUGUGGGUGCUUCUCAAACUGUUUAAAAUGUU